Messenger RNA from Aspergillus nomiae NRRL 13137, 1002 nucleotides. Its product is annotated as thymidylate synthase. The transcript has a single exon. Gene Ontology annotation, biological process: dTMP biosynthetic process. Gene Ontology annotation, cellular component: mitochondrion; cytosol. Bases 1 to 1002 code for a protein of 333 amino acids. Lineage: Eukaryota; Fungi; Ascomycota; Eurotiomycetes; Eurotiales; Aspergillaceae. The record is from RefSeq and is a predicted model, not a curated record. Gene Ontology annotation, molecular function: thymidylate synthase activity.
AUGUCACCCUCCGCUGAGACACCAUCAACCGGCACAAGCAACGGCAGCACGCCGAAUGCCGCACACAACCCCAACCAUGAAGAACAUCAAUAUCUCAACCUCAUCCGCACGAUCCUCGCCUCAGGUGAAUACCGACCCGACCGCACAGGCACAGGCACACGCUCCAUCUUCGCACCCCCUCAGCUCCGCUUCUCGCUCUCCAAGCCGGCCCCCAACCCCGCCGACGACCCCAUCCCCGUCCUGCCCCUCCUGACCACCAAGCGCGUCUUCCUCCGCGCCGUCGUCGCCGAGCUGCUCUGGUUCAUCUCCGGCUGCACCUCGUCGCAACCGCUCUCCGACCAAGGCGUCAAGAUCUGGGACGGCAACGGCAGCCGCGAGUUCCUCGACAAGGUGGGCCUGGGCCACCGCGAGGUCGGCGACCUGGGUCCCGUGUACGGGUUCCAAUGGCGACACUUCGGGGCCGAGUACGUCGACGCCAAAGCCGACUACACGGGGCAAGGGGUCGACCAGCUGGCCGAGGUCGUGCACAAGCUGAAGCACAACCCCUUCGACCGCCGCAUCAUCAUGAGCGCCUGGAACCCCGCCGACCUCAAGAAGAUGGCCCUCCCGCCCUGCCACAUGUUCGCCCAGUUCUACGUCUCCUACCCCAACGGCCCCGACCACAAGGGCCAUCUCCACUGCCAGCUCUACCAGCGCUCGUGUGACGUCGCCCUCGGCGUGCCCUUCAAUAUCGCCUCCUACGCCCUCUUGACCCACAUGCUGGCUCAUGCUGUCGACCUGCACCCCGGUACCUUUGUUCAUGCCAUGGGUGAUACCCAUGUCUACCUCGAUCAUGUCGAGCCCUUGCAGGAGCAGCUGGUGCGCGAGCCGACGGAGUUCCCGGAGUUGAAGAUUUCUCGUGAUGACCGCGGUAGUGGGGUGGUUGAUGGUUGGAAGCCGGAGGAUUUCGAAGUCGUCGGGUAUAAUCCUCACAAGGCUAUCAAGAUGAAGAUGAGCGUUUAG